This is a messenger RNA of Hyposmocoma kahamanoa, 1522 nucleotides long. RefSeq names its product cytochrome b5-like. Gene Ontology annotation, molecular function: heme binding. NCBI's taxonomy places the organism in Eukaryota, Metazoa, Arthropoda, Insecta, Lepidoptera, Cosmopterigidae. The record is from RefSeq and is a predicted model, not a curated record. Gene Ontology annotation, cellular component: intracellular membrane-bounded organelle; membrane. The transcript has a single exon. The coding region runs from base 900 to 1301 and encodes 133 amino acids.
UUAUUAGUCAGCGUAAAAUUAUAAUUAUCAGUUUGGGUCCACAGUGCGGCGCGGCGUUAGUCAGACAAGUGCACUUUUAUAUCACUUUUGCAUGUGCACAGUGCAAGUGACCGCGCAAGGUGAGUUGGUCCGGGGCACUGGUCGACGAGGCUUCAAUUUUUCAUACCAUGACAUAUAAUUUGAUUUUGCGAUCUCGAUCCUCAUAAGCCUUGUAUUAAGGGCGGUAAACAAUAAAUAAUAACGAGACUCUAUUAGAGGCCCGAAAUUGAUGACUGAAGGCUUUCGGAGUCGAGGUUCGUAAUUCCCAUACCGCCCGUGAAACACAAAAUUUUUCAUCACACUUGCACGUAAAUAGUAUGAUUGUAUGCAGGCUAACUUGAUUAUAAUGCCCCAAAUAAAACAGUCGGGCCAUUUUUCUUCUGUUUACAGUCAUGGUCGGGUUUACACAAGUUAGUAGAUAUAACAAAUUCAUUUACUGCAUUAGUUACGACGUCAAGUGUCGCUCAACUUUAGUUUUCCUUCUUUGCGGUCUCAGGACUGCACACAAUUUGCCUGCAACAAAUUAGGUACCGUGCCGAUUAAAAUAGUAUGAUAUUAAAGCCCUCCUAAAGUACUUACAUAUACAGAAAUGUUUAUACCUACAGAGAGAGUAUACCCAUAGCAAAAUCUGUCAAUAUCGGUAAGUAGAAUCAAGUUCAAAAAUCUCGCAGAGCUCUGGGGUCACCUGUAUAACAACGUCGUUCUUAAAUAUUAUAUAAUAAUGGCCGAAUCACGGUGACCAACGGACACGAUAGCGAGCGUUAUCACGCGAGUAGAGGGGAUUGCGCGCACGAGGGACGCUCGAGAGGCCCCGCCGCGCCGCCAGUUCGCAAGUCGCGGCCGACUGAUUUGCUCAUUGCAUGCGCGCCUACGCCGUCGCCAUGGCCAAACAGUUCACCAGGAAGGAAAUCUCCGAGAGAAAUACCAAGAAGGAUGCGGUGUUCAUCAUCGACAACAUUGUGUACGACGUGACACAGUUUAUUGAUGAGCAUCCGGGCGGGCACGAGGUACUGGUGAACGUGGCAGGUAAGGACGCUUCAGAAGACUUUGACGACAUCGGCCACAGCCUUGAUGCCAAGGAGCUCAUGAAGAAAUUCAAGAUCGGCGAGCUCGUCCCAGAGGACCAUAUCAAGCGUCAGCGGCGCUCUCUCAACUGGGAGGACAACAAGACUGAGAACGAGUCCACCUUUGUCGGUUCAUGGAAGUUUCCGCUGGUGCUGGGCAUCGUUAUGACGGUGCUCUACUCCUACUUAUUCGGCUAGCUCCUCGAACGUGUGCAUCUGAACGUUUGGCCCGGGCCAUUUCGUCAACCUAUUUCCCAAAUCAAGUGUAUAUACAGUGUUAUGGUGUUUUUGCCGCCUCUGCGUGGGUUCGUCUAGUUUAGUUUAAAGGAUAGUGUUAUUUAUACCUAUUGUUUGUAAUUUUUUGAGAUUUUUGUAUUGGUUUUUAGGGCUGUUGUUGAUUAAAUAUAUGGAUUUUGUUU